Molecule: messenger RNA, 678 nt
Organism: Fomitopsis serialis
Lineage: Eukaryota; Fungi; Basidiomycota; Agaricomycetes; Polyporales; Fomitopsidaceae
Exons: 2
Coding region: 1-678 (225 amino acids)
Source: RefSeq, a predicted model, not a curated record
AUGGACGACCUUGCAUCCGCCUUCUCGGGCUACCUAGUUCGUCUCCUACUACCCUGCGCGUGUUCCCAGUCUGAUCUCACUAACCACGCGACGACCGGUAGCUUCAACCCGAUGAUGAUGCUCAACAAGAGCGAGACGAGCGCUGCGCGCCGCCUACUGCAGUGCACGGGGCUCGGGCUCUACAUGAACGACAUCUCGUCCAAGUUUGCGCCGCCGGCGACGCGCGCACCCGACCUCGCGCCCGACGACUUCGCCGCGCGCAGGACGGUCGUGAACCAGGUCGCGCACUGGGUACGCGCAACUUACACUACGCCGAACCGCGGCUACAAGGUCGAUCCUGCGUGCCUUCCCGGCACUGACAAUCCUGUGACACCGUCCAAGGGCGCGCCCCCGUUCUUUCACACUACACGAGACUCGUUCACGCCGACGCUACUCGACAGCGAGAUCGAGAAGAUCGACAACGUGUGCGCGCAAGGGCAGGAAAAGCAGGCGGGGCAGACGGCCGUGGAGGCGGCGCGCAAGCGCGUGUUGGGAUCGAAGGAGGACAUGCCGGACGUGGGCGACGCAUGGAUGAACAAGAACCCGAGGGAGUGUGCGAAUUGCCAGGUGGUGAAGGAUAAGGCGCUGCUGAAGUGCUCGAGGUGCAAGUUGGUGAACUACUGCAGCAAGGAGUGGUGA